CAGCCGACCAAGACAUCCACACGAGAUGACAACAGAGUGCAACGACCGCGACAAGGUCACCGCCUAGGGCUACCGCCUUGUCGUAAACACAGAUCGAGACAAGCGCUCGCGACAUCUGAUCUAGACCCGUGUCGCCAAUGGCGACGGUGGGCUCGCAAUGCCAUUUUCGUGGAGGGGUAGGCACGACGCCCUCGCAUCUCGUGGCGGCGGCAGCCAGUGGCGGCUGGUCCAGCGUCAAAUAAGUCGCGAUUGUGCAGGUGUGUAAACCCAGCAUGUGCCGGUAGCCUCCUUGGGCUAUGACCUUGAGCACCACCCCCGAAGUCAGAGCGCCUUGUACUACAGCGACCGAGACGAACAUGCUCUGGUUCAUCAACUCGACCAUCUACGAUGGUCAUGGCCGCAGCCAAGACACGAUCAUGAUGGUGUAGCAAGUGCAACGACCGUUGAUUAAAAAGACGGCGCGAAACCGCUCGCAUGGCGGAGCGAUGCUUCUGGAGCGCCCGGCCCAAUGCCUCCAGCGCGUGCGAGAAGACGACGUGGGACACGUGUGGGUACGCGAGCCUUUUGCUGACGCCGAUCGUCCUCCUCUGCGUCUACUGGCUCGCGUUUGGUGUCUACAUGCUUCGGAAGGACGACUCGACCACCAAGCUCUUGACGUUCGACGUUGCCCGCAUCCACGACCCGGUCGCUCAAGGCAUUGCAAUUGCGCUCGCGCAGCGCCGGCACACGACCGAGAAGCCAUCGCACUUUCAGCACAACAUGAAACUCUGCGCGAUGUGGGCCGAGUGGCCCUCGCUCUCGUACGCGCCGCUCUCGGUCGCGCUCAAGGUCAUCAGCGCCGACGAGCCGAUCAACUCGGUCGUUUUCUCGCUCAACGUCACCAACGAAACCGCCAACGUUGCGAUUGCUUGCUCGUGCGCCGUGCUCGUGAGUAGUCUCUGGCUCUACAAGACGUGGCGGCGUACAGACGACCGGCUCUUGCGGCGGUUUGCGUAUCCCAUCACGUUUGACGUGCUCUACAUUCCGCUCGCUUCGACGUUUCUGCGCAUGGCAGUCUGUCCGCUGGGCCACGAUCGUGUCGCUCUACCGGACGGGUCGACGUGCGACUGCCUCGAUCGCUACGGAUUUUUUUGGGCAUUCGGGUCGAUCGGUUUUGUGUCCAUCUACUCGUGCGCUAUCUACUACAAGAUGUUUAUCGAGCCGACAGGGUCGACGAUGGACUUUCGCUUUGAGACAAGCUUCCAGAUCAUCAUGGUCAUGGCGCGGACCCUCAACCCGCUCCUUUCGAUGCUGGCCAACAGCGUCGGGCUGACGCACCACGCAGCGCGCGCUGUGCCAUUGACGCUCGCGUUUCUCGCAUCGCUCUCGUUUCUGCUGCUCGCAGCGUACAAGACGCAGCCGUGCAUUGGGAGCGGCCGCCUUCCCAACAACAUACGCGUGCUUUCGUUCUCGAGCUCGCUCUACACAACGCUGUGCGUGCUCGGCUUUCUUGUGGCGGGCGGCCCCCCACAAAACCUGCACUACUCGCUCGCGCUGCUGCCGCUCAUCUGGGUCACGGCGUGGGUCGUCAAUGGUCGACGCGCUGCCAAGUUUCACAUCCCGAGUCUCACUAUUGUCGAGUUGCUGCACGACAGCACGCUCCAAGCCAAGACGGUGGGCGCUAUCGCAGCGCUCCAUGUGAACCCCCUCAACAUUCGCUCGAAAGACUAUGAAGCCAUUAUCGCCAUGGCACACAAAACAGUGAAAAUCGCGCGCCUUCGUGAGCUCCACUGCCGCCUCUACUGCGCGCGCCUUUUGUGGUUUUGUCACAUUGAGAGCUAUCGCCGGGCGGGGACCCGCGUCGGGGAACCCAAGCCCGAGCUAGCACUCGUGCCCGGUCUCUGGUUCAAAGAUGCGGCCAAUGAAGUGCGCGUAUCAUCUCGGAAACUUCUCAAGGCCAAGACGCGCAACGUGUCGACGCAGCUCUCCAAAGUCAAGAUUCGGCACAUUGAGCAUGUCACCGAUCCAACGGCAUCGACAACACAUAUCGACAAGCCUACCGAGCGUCGGGCCCGCCCGCCGUCACUCUACCAGUCGGUCAAGCGCCUCCUCACGGUCACGUCACCGAUCUCGGGGCGCGCCACGCCAUACCGUCGCAGCAUCGUCAGCAUCCCGUCGGUCGUCGAUAGCAACGGGUACUACGUCGUCGCCAUCCGCGAUAAAAACUGGAUCGCCAAGCUCGAGGCGCCCGACCCCGCUCUUCAGCAAUUCGACGCCCUCUACCGCGCCAUGCUGGAGAUGCUCGAGCAAAGCUGUACGCUGGACGACCAUACAGCGAUGUUUGAAGCCGCGUCCUUUCUGCUGCAAUGGUACCGGUCGAGUUACUUGCAUCUCAACAAAACCAUCUACUUGCACAUCGUCGCGACGUUCUGCGCGCUUCCGGACAUCGCGAGCGCCGCGGAUGCCACGUACACGCUGCAUCAACUCACGGUCGAGCUACGGACACUCCCGGCCGACCUCUGGCUGUCCAAUGCAUCGGACUUGAACCGAUUUGUGCAAGCUCUUGGCCACCCGAGUGCGAACACCGUCGCCUACUGCGCGGAAGUGCUCGCGCACCUCUUGGCCGCGGCCGAGACCAAGCCGUCGGUCAACUUGUACGUGCUCUUGAUGCCGAGCUCGAUCGCGAGGCUCCACGCGGCCUUUUCAAGUUGGCACCGCAAUUACCGCAUCAGCGAUUGUCUCGAGCGCGCGUGCACGAGCCUCUACUGCCUUCAACUUCGCUCGAAUCUCGGAAAGCGCAACUCGAUUGGGAUGCGGCAGCAGUCGACCGCCAAGAUGUUUGUGGCGCUCGUAACGCAGAUCACGUCGGUCGUCGCUCGCCCGAUCGUUGAGAGCGUGCGUCGGCGGAGCUCCGGGCGGGCGCUGACCUUGCCGACGAGCACGGGCCGGCGCAUCUCGGCCAAUGUGUACGGUGCUGCGCGCGACGCGGCGGGAAAAGGUAUUUUGCUCAAUGGGUUUGUCCAGCCGACGGGUCUAUCGCGGAUGCCGUCCUUGUCGCACGGCGCGCAAGAGGCGGCCGUGCCGCCACCAGCCCAGCCCAAGGCCAAGCCCAUGACAUCACAAGCGCUCUUGGCCCAGUUUGUCGCAACGUCGACGCCGGCCAGACUCGCUCGCAGCCGCACAAUGCGAGAGAGCACCAAGCCACGCACCGCGAAGAAGGCGUCGCCCGACCACUUUACCUUUGUGACGCCCGAGAUGCUGGCCGAGAUUCAACGUCGACGGACGCUGCGUCAGCAAAUGCUCGAGCUCCUCGAAGCAACGUAUGCGCGCUUCCAGACCACCGCGUCUCGGACAACAACAGAGAAAGGCCGGCACAACGCAAGUGCGAUCGACGUCAUGAUCACGUACACCAAGGUGCUGCAGAUGUACGUCGAGGCCGAGGACUGCGCGAUGGCCGACUACGUUGCGACCGCGCUUGAUCCAUCGCUGCGAACGUUUUUUCACACCAACGUGCAGCCAUUCAUGAGCACGUACCUCGCACGUAUUCGCGCCUCACAGCGGUUGCGCGCGUGGUGGCGACGCACGUCCAACCGAAGGUAGUUGGAGGCCACUGAUAACCUUUUUUGUCUUUUUCG
This is a messenger RNA of Saprolegnia diclina VS20, 3614 nucleotides long. RefSeq lists its product as hypothetical. Bases 475 to 3579 code for a protein of 1034 amino acids. NCBI's taxonomy places the organism in Eukaryota, Oomycota, Saprolegniomycetes, Saprolegniales, Saprolegniaceae. The transcript has 10 exons. The record is from RefSeq and is a predicted model, not a curated record.